Trichoderma reesei QM6a is the source of this 660-nucleotide messenger RNA. RefSeq names its product ribosomal protein L36 (gene rpl36). The record is from RefSeq and is a predicted model, not a curated record. Gene Ontology annotation, biological process: cytoplasmic translation. The coding region runs from base 44 to 361 and encodes 105 amino acids. The transcript has 4 exons. Gene Ontology annotation, molecular function: structural constituent of ribosome. Gene Ontology annotation, cellular component: ribosome; cytosolic large ribosomal subunit. NCBI's taxonomy places the organism in Eukaryota, Fungi, Ascomycota, Sordariomycetes, Hypocreales, Hypocreaceae.
GACAAAUUUUCCCAAAUCCCCCGUCGACGACAAUUUCGAAAAGAUGGCCAAGGAAGCGCCUGCAAAGACCGGUCUGGCCGUUGGGCCGAACAAGGGCCACAAGACCACUGCUCGUGUUGUCAAGCCCCGUGUUUCUCGCACCAAGGGCCACCUGAGCAAGCGAACCGCUUUCGUGCGUGAGGUCGUCAAGGAGGUUGCUGGCCUCGCCCCCUACGAGCGCCGUGUCAUCGAACUGCUCCGAAACAGCAAGGACAAGCGUGCCCGUAAGCUGGCCAAGAAGAGGCUCGGUACCUUCGGCCGUGCCAAGAGAAAGGUCGACGAGCUCCAGCGCGUCAUCGCCGAGUCCCGCCGUGCUCACUAAACGAUGUAUUUUUCUUUCCACAUAAGAAAAGAGAGAAAAAAGGACAGCGAAGAGCGAUUUGGGAGGGAUAUAUACCUUUGGUAAUGGCAACAACAAUAAAAAUGACAUUCCAAUGACAAAAGAAGAACACAAACCAAAACAUCUCUGGGCAAUCGAGGAACAAUCGACGGGGUUUCACAUAACGGGAUUCGGCGUGGUCAUUGCUUUUUCACAUUGGGAGGGCCAGGGCGGCGCAUUGUUAUAGCCUGCGCAAUUCUUUUCGUUCUUCGGAAUUCUGAAAAAAAUUCCUUUCAAAAGAG